Motacilla alba alba is the source of this 5027-nucleotide messenger RNA. RefSeq names its product zinc finger and BTB domain containing 41 (gene ZBTB41). Gene Ontology annotation, biological process: regulation of DNA-templated transcription. Bases 218 to 2938 code for a protein of 906 amino acids. The record is from RefSeq and is a predicted model, not a curated record. NCBI's taxonomy places the organism in Eukaryota, Metazoa, Chordata, Aves, Passeriformes, Motacillidae. The transcript has 11 exons. Gene Ontology annotation, molecular function: protein binding; DNA-binding transcription factor activity, RNA polymerase II-specific; RNA polymerase II cis-regulatory region sequence-specific DNA binding.
GCCCCGCCCCGCUCGGAAGCGCCGCCGUGACCCCGCUGACGCGGGCGGCGGGCCCGGAAGCGGCGGGCGCGGGGCCGGAGCGGGGGCAGCGGCGUUGGGCGGCCGAGCGGCCCCGGGAGCGCCCGGCGCCGCGCAGGUCUGGAGCAGAACCGAGUCUUCACGGGAACUCUUUGGUAAUCACCUAUGAAGCUCCUGAUCCUGAAGUUGCACUUUUGCAAUGAAGAAAAGGAGACGGCUCGCUGCAAGUCUAAAUGAAAAGGUUCAUCUUGGCCAUGACAAAGAUACUUCAGAAAAGAUUCUUGUAGUGGACUGUGCGCAAGAAAUUGUCUCCAAGUCUGCAGAAAUAGCUCCUGCAGAUCAGCUUGAAUCUUCCCAAGAACUUUCACCAUCACCAGAACAAAGAAAGCUCCUAAGCUCGUUGCAAUAUAACAAAAAUCUACUUAAAUACUUAAAUGAUGACAGACAGAAACAUCCAUCCUUUUGUGAUUUACUCAUAAUUGUAGAAGGAAAAGAAUUUAGUGCUCACAAAGUUGUUGUGGCUGUUGGGAGUAGUUAUUUUCAUGCCUGUUUGAGCAAAAAUCCGAGCACUGACGUUGUCACAUUAGAUCAUGUAACUCAUUCUGUCUUUCAACAUUUGCUUGAGUUUCUUUACACUUCUGAGUUUUUUGUUUAUAAAAAUGAAAUUCCAUUAGUGCUGGAAGCAGCAAAAUUUUUAGAUAUCAUAGAUGCAGUGAAGUUACUAAAUAACGAAAGUGUUUCCAGUGUACAGACUGAUGUGGUAACUGAUGCACCUACACCAGUAGAAACACUCAGUGAACUGACAGGUAAACUAUUAAAUAGUCAUCAGUGCACUUUUUGUGGUCGAAGUUUCUGUUACAAGAAGUCCUUAGAAAAUCAUUUGGCUAAAGCCCACCGCUCCCUUUCCCUGGAACAAAAGCAUGGGUUAAAAAUGGUUGAGAAGGCCAGCUUUUCCACUAGACGCUCCACGAGAAGCCGUAAAUGUCCAGCUAAGUUCGGUAUCAGUGACAAUGAGAGCGGGGAUGCCUCUGACAGCAACGUGGAGAAAGUCAGUUCUGAUAAGGAGACAUCAGAGAGAAGUGAAUUUGAAGACAGUGAAAGUGAGUGCAAUGUGGAUGAAGAUGGGCAGGAAGAGGAAAUGUCAGGUGAAGAUUCGGAAUCUGAAGAACAAAGUGAAAAGGAACAGAAUGAUGCUGAAGAGGGUUCUGAGGCAGUUGACUCAAUGGGGAAUAUUCCCGAAGGCUUAGCUCCAGUCAUCAUUCAAAGCAGUAGCAAAAAACUACUGCAGUGUCCCAAGUGUGACAAAAAGUUUGAUCGAAUAGGCAAAUACGAGAGCCACACCCGUGUCCACACGGGCGAAAAGCCUUUUGAAUGUGAUAUUUGUCAUCAGCGCUACUCUACCAAGUCCAACCUGACAGUGCACAGAAAGAAACACUCCAGUGACACUGACUUCCAUAGGAAGGAGCACAAAUGUCCCUACUGCAAUAAGCUCCAUGCAAGCAAGAAGACCUUGGCGAAGCAUGUGAAGAGGUUUCAUCCAGAGAAUGUACAAGAAUUUCUUUCUAUCAAGAAGACAAAGAGUGAAGGUUGGAAAUGUGAUAUUUGUAAGAAAUCUUUCACUCGAAGACCGCACUUGGAAGAGCAUAUGAUCCUUCACUCUCAGGAUAAACCCUUCAAAUGUACCUACUGUGAAGAGCAUUUCAAAUCCCGGUUUGCAAGACUGAAACAUCAAGAAAAAUUCCAUCUCGGGCCUUUUCCUUGUGAUAUUUGUGGCCGCCAGUUUAAUGACACAGGGAAUCUGAAACGCCACAUAGAAUGUACUCAUGGGGGAAAGAGGAAAUGGACGUGUUUCAUCUGUGGGAAAUCCGUCAGGGAACGAACAACUUUGAAAGAACAUCUGAGAAUUCACAGUGGAGAGAAGCCUCAUCUUUGCAGUAUUUGUGGGCAGAGUUUUCGUCAUGGAAGCUCUUACAGACUUCAUCUAAGAGUGCAUCACGAUGACAAGAGAUAUGAAUGUGAAGAAUGUGGGAAAACAUUUAUUCGGCAUGACCAUCUGACAAAACACAAAAAAAUACAUUCAGGUGAAAAAGCACAUCAGUGUGAGGAAUGUGGAAAAUGUUUUGGCCGUCGAGAUCACCUCACUGUUCAUUAUAAAAGCGUUCAUCUAGGAGAAAAAGUUUGGCAGAAAUAUAAAGCUACGUUUCACCAGUGUGAAGUCUGUAAGAAAGUUUUUAAAGGGAAAUCCAGUUUGGAAAUGCAUUUUAGGACACAUUCAGGUGAAAAGCCCUACAAAUGUCAGAUCUGUAACCAGUCUUUCAGAAUUAAGAAGACAUUAACGAAACACAUGGUUAUUCAUUCAGAUGCUCGACCCUUUAACUGCCAGCACUGCAAUGCAACAUUUAAGCGAAAAGACAAGCUGAAGUAUCACAUUGAUCACGUUCAUGGGUCUAAGGCUGCAGAAGAGGCAUUGGCAUCUUCCCCAGAGGAAAAGCUAGUCUCCUUACCAGUGCAGUACACCUCUGAUGACAAAGUUUACCAAACUGAGGCUAAACAGUAUGUGGAACAGUCCAAAGCAUAUCAAUCAGAAGCCAAAACUUUGCUGCAGAAUGUAUCCCCAGAAGUGUGCGUGCCUGUGACUCUGGUCCCCGUUCCCAUGGCAGACCCCCAAGCAGAGCUGGUGCAGCACAGUGCUCAGUCCCACGGCAUCCUUCCCCCGCAGCCCGAGCAGCCGGAUUACCAGCGAGCAACGGAGCUCUCCUUCCUCGAGAAAUACACCCUGACUCCACAGCCUGCAAACAUUGUUCAUCCUGUGAGGCCUGAGCAGAUGCUGGAUCCUAGAGACCAGUCAUAUCUUGGAACUUUACUGGGGCUAGAUACAACUCCCACUGUACAGAAUAUUUCAAACAACGAACAUUCAUGAUCAGACCGUAACAUUCCACCAAAUUUACUAAGCCGUCGGCCACCAAGAAGGCUGAUAUGGCAACUAAGAUUUAUAUUUUAUAUUUUAUUUGGACUCAUUAAGUCUCCUGCAUAGUUUUGGGAAAACGAUUUGUUUACAUAAUAUUUGAACGUUUAGGCACAAUUUGAUGCAUACGGAAGAGUGUUUCUUGUGAUUUUAAGAGUUUUUAAAAAUCUUAUAGAUGGUCUUUUAAAAAUAAUGCUCUGAAAUAUCUUCUAAGGAUAGUGGCUGAAAAUGUAAUUACAUAUCUGGCUAUUAAUUUAUAAAAAUUGUUUGCCUUUCUGCAUCUCACUUUGAGUUAAUGUUUUAAGUGGAAUAGAAAGCAUUCUAAAAGAAUAAGGAGUAUUUAAAAUUCAAAAAGUUUCUAAGGGCAGGCAGGGCUACGAAACACAAACUUUGAAUUAUGUUUCACACAGAAAUUAAUAUAUAAUCUUCUUGAACCUGAGGCAUUUUUUAGAGGGUUUUAAAGGUGGCUGGACUGUGGAGCCUAGCCAGUGAACACAGGCACUAGGUUCUUCUGAAGAGUGAUUUAUGAUACUUUAUGAAGACACUAAACAAAGUGUUCAGUGAUCCCCCUGAGUACAAUUAGGCUGCCUAAGUUUGGCCUCUUAUAGUUCUUCUUUGAUCUCUAAUACUGAAUAAUGUGGGAAGAGCUAGACAGUGGUGUUGUCAGUUUUCUACACUUAGUUCUGUAUAAUUUUAAGAAGCAUUUUUUUCUUGCUUUUUCAAUCUUCUUUGUCUUCUAAAGUGGACGCCACACUCUAACUUUGAAAGAAAUGGCAGUAUUUGCAAGGUCAUUUUAAAACAUGAACAGUCACAAAGGGUUGGCAUGGUUGACCCUUGCUAAAGCAUAAAUGAUAUCAGGGUCCCACAUUAAUGUGCCCAUUUUCAGGUUAUCUAUGAUAGAUGAGAAAUUUAAAGACUGUUCCAGAACAGUAUUUAAUUUCUAUUAAAAAAAAAUCAGUAAUGCUAAAUCUCUUGUGAGUUGCUAAUUAAAUUGUUUUGUUUCUCACUUUCUUGUACUGUGUUUAUAAACCAAAGUUAAACUCUUGAGAGUAUUUUAUGUCUAAUUAUUUUUAGCUCUUUCUUUACUAGACGUAAGGGGUUUUUUCAAAAAAACCUAUUUGGAACUACAAGUCUGGUGUCACCAUGAAAUCUAGUAUAGUUUAACCUCAUCGAGCUUUCUCUUUUAAGUGUACUUUAAAAUAAUUACUCUAUGUUUGUUUCAUGAAUAUGAUGCCAAAGAAAGUAUCUGAAGUAACUUUAUAAUCUUCAUAUUUCCUCACAAGAAUUGUAUAAUAAGAUUUCCAUCAUACUGAGAUGAGAAUUAAGAUUGAAAUUUUCCUCCAGUUUUCUCUAUUCUUAAAUUAUUAUCUCAAAGAAUCUUUAAAAUGGGAAACUGGAUUUAUGUGUAUUGUUGUAACUGUUAAAUUUAUUCAAUGAGCUGAGCACAAGGGAGUUGUGGUGAUAAGGUAGUUUCUUAUCACAGUUCUACAAACUCUCAAGUGGCACAGAUCACUUGUGAUUGUAUUCAGAUACUUUGGUGUUAGAUUCUAUUAAUUAUCUACUUCAACGUUGAGCAGUUUGCAGGAGAGGGGCCAGAACUGCCUGAAUGUUCAUAUUUUGAAGCUUGUACCCUAAUGGAUUCUUAACCUAAACACACCAAAGAUUUCUGUUAGCUGUUAAAUAGUGGCAGAGUUAUAGAAUUGUGUUACCAAUAUUUAAAUAGGACUUAGCCAAAGAAGCACAAUAGAAGUCCUAAACUUUAAAAGUUCAGUUUCUAAAACAGGACUACAUAUGUUUAACUGUUCUAUGUUUGUAUCUCUAAAGUAAAAUUUAGAGCUGUGCUCUGGGAAUGUUCAGACUGACAUGCUGUAAAUAGGUCUGGGAAGAAGCUGAAGACUAGCAAAUACACAGCAAUAACAAGGCCAUUGAAUGCCACCUUCUGAAAGGACACUAUCAAGUACUACCCUUUCUGCUUUCUAACUCCACCUUUCCUCUCCUUUCAAAAUAAAACUUUCUGUCACCUUCACACUCCAUGGCUUGGAAA